Messenger RNA from Agrilus planipennis (emerald ash borer), 3432 nucleotides. RefSeq names its product polypeptide N-acetylgalactosaminyltransferase 2 (gene Pgant2). The transcript has 9 exons. NCBI's taxonomy places the organism in Eukaryota, Metazoa, Arthropoda, Insecta, Coleoptera, Buprestidae. The record is from RefSeq and is a predicted model, not a curated record. Gene Ontology annotation, cellular component: Golgi apparatus. Bases 472 to 2160 code for a protein of 562 amino acids.
UGAUCGAACGAAGGGGCUUUACCGAAGAAAGGACACAUGCGCCUGAACCAGCCUUUCGCCCUCGGUUCAUUGCAAUAAUCGUCUCGUGCGGCUUUCUGCCAUCUUUUUCCAACACGUUGCGUUAGAUUGAGAAAGCAGAGCAUGAUUCGGUCCCUUCCAGCAAAGCGAAGAGUGGAAUCCACGGACGCCAACAAAACAUGGACGAGAAACAAAAUCAGUACGAAAGUAUCCGCAGGUAGUGACCGCCGCCGGGACAGACAGGACUUUGCUGCCUGCCUGCUGGUUACGAUGCACUAUUAGAAUAGGUUUUCUACUAUUACCUACUAUCGUUAGACUGACGUGAAAACUCGUGUAAAUGUGCUGACCGACGUGUGUGCAUGUGUGUGUGAGAGUGAGACUGUAAACUAUUUUCUUUUUCCAUUUUUUAAUUGUUAAAUUUUCGUGAAUGAAUGACUUGAUACUGCCAGGACUAUGCGUCGAAAUCUCAAAAUCCUCAGCCUUUUCUCGACGGCGUGGAUGCUUGCUAUCGUUUUUUACUUCCAAUCUUCAGGGAACUCUAAGAACGAAAACAAAGCCUUACGAUUAAAAGAUGGCGCGACAGUGUCUCCGUUCAACGACGACACAGGCCAGGGCCCAGGGGUUCCUUUGGCAUUGCAGAGCCUCGAAACAACCGACGGUCGAUUAUCAUGGAAUUACUUUGAUGAGACCUCGUACAUUUCAAAGGGCGCUUUACGAUCCGGCGAAGAUCCAUACGUUCGUAAUCGAUUUAAUCAAGAAGCCAGUGAUAAACUACCUAGCAAUAGGGAUAUUCCCGAUACCAGGAACGCUUUGUGUCGCAAGAGGAAAUAUGAUGAGAAUCUUCCAGCUACAAGUGUUAUAAUUACUUUCCAUAAUGAAGCACGUUCAACGCUACUAAGAACUGUAGCUAGUGUUCUCAAUAGGAGCCCAGAACAUUUGAUAAAAGAAAUAAUUUUGGUCGACGACUUUAGUGACAAUCCCGAAGAUGGCGUAGAACUGGCCAAAAUUCAGAAGGUUAAGGUGAUAAGGAACGAGAAAAGGGAAGGACUCAUGAGAUCGAGAGUGAGGGGUGCUGACGCUGCAUCAGGAGAAGUUUUGACGUUUCUUGAUAGCCAUUGCGAAUGUAAUAAAGAAUGGAUCGAGCCAUUGUUAGAAAGGGUUUCAGAAGAUCCUACAAGGGUUGUAUGUCCCGUGAUAGAUGUGAUAAGCAUGGACACUUUUCAAUAUAUCGGGGCGUCAGCCGAUUUGAGGGGAGGCUUCGAUUGGAAUUUAGUGUUCAAAUGGGAAUACCUAAGCACCCCCGAGAGACAGGCCAGACAUAAAGACCCAACCCAAGCUAUACAAACCCCAAUGAUCGCCGGAGGAUUGUUUGUGAUUAAUAAAGAGUACUUCGAAAAACUGGGGAAGUACGAUAUGCAAAUGGACAUAUGGGGUGGUGAAAACUUGGAGAUAUCUUUUCGUGUAUGGCAGUGCGGGGGUAGUUUAGAAAUAAUUCCCUGCAGCAGGGUAGGACACGUGUUUCGCAAAAGACACCCUUAUACUUUCCCAGGGGGUAGUGGUAACGUAUUUGCAAGAAAUACAAGACGUGCAGCUGAAGUUUGGAUGGACGAAUAUAAAAACUACUAUUAUGCUGCAGUGCCUCUUGCUAGAAAUGUUCCUUUUGGAGAUAUUAGCGAGCGUCUUGAACUUCGCAACCGUCUUCAGUGUAAACCAUUCAGAUGGUAUUUAGACAAUGUGUAUCCUCAAUUAAAAAUACCUCACAGUACCUCGUCGUCGUAUGGUAGUUUACGACAGGGUAUUUAUUGUUUGGACACGAUGGGUCAUCUUAUAGACGGUACCGUGGCCCUGUACCAAUGCCAUAAUACUGGCGGCAAUCAAGAAUGGGCCUUUACCAGGAGCGGACUUAUAAAACAUCACGACUUAUGUUUGAGUUUGGACGAGUAUUACAAGGGGGCACCGGUAGUGAUGAAAGUAUGUGAAAAUUACGAAAACCAAAAGUGGAGAUAUGACUCCAACACCGGUCUGAUGAAACAUUUGAAAGUACCCUUGUGUCUGGAUUCAAUAUUCACGAAUACUAAGGGAAUAACUGUAGAAAGUUGCAAUCCCAGUGUUGAGACUCAACAAUGGCAUUUGAAAGCUUGAAGUGAUUUCUUGAAAAAAUCUGUACGUGAUAUUAGUUUUUAAUGUGUAAAAGUCUAACACAACAACAACAACAAUGUGUGCCCUACGUAGAUUCUUUUUAAAGAGAUUGCAUGAUUAACAUCACAGUCGGAUAUAAAAAACUACUACUAACUAAAAUUAUUAAUUGUUGAAUUAUGAGAUUGUUUUUAUUUUUAUUUAAAAGUUUAUUUUUGUAAAUAAAUUAAGUUUUUAAUAAAAUACCAAUUAUCAACCGAUAAUUUUAUCUGUCCGAAUAGAAAACAAAGCCGAAGUUCGCAAACUUUCACCCUUAUUUAAGUAAUUCUUAAAAUUUCGUACAAAAAUAUUAAGUCUGCCAAGUAUAAAGUAAAAGUUUUAAGUAUUUAUAAAAAUCGAGACUAACGAUUCCAUUAUUUAGACCGAAUGUAAAUUAGGGCACAUUGUUUUCCUUUUGUCUUAUAAGCCUGCAAUGAAUAAUUUCUGUUGAAUUAAAAAUCGUACUAUCAUAAUCUACUUGUAUAAUAAUUAAUUAUAGGUAGACAUUGUUAAAUUUAUAUCGUUGUGAUAUUGUAAUAUAUUAUUGAUUACUAUGUGUUUGUAACGUUUUUGUACAUAACCGAUGACAUAAUUUUUUGUACGCGUUGUGAAUUAUACAAAGUUUUGUAUCUAUUAUCAUUUGCCAUAAAUCACAGCGCUUAUUUGAAUUUACACCGAAACCGCUGUUUGAAAAAUUUAUAAAUGCAAUAAUAUUGUUAAUACUACAUACAAUGAAAACAUCAGAAAGACGUUUUCAAACCUUAUAACGUGAAAUUAGAUGCCUUGUAGUACUUAAAUUACCCAAAAAAGGACUGAACUAUAAUAAUAAUAAUAAUAAAUAGUAUUCUACUAAUAGCUACUAGCUUUUAGAAAUAAAUAAAUAAUUACUAAAUAAAUUAACGCAAGAAAAAGUAAUUGAAAUAAAAAUUGGACAAGAACUUUUUGACUCACGGUCACAGUUUGUAUAUUACGUACAUUCCCGUUAAUACGUUCUAUAUCGAAUGUGUUUGCAUAUAAUGCAAAUAACUGUAUAAGUUAAAAUGCACAGUUGAUUUAUACAGAGCGUUUUUAUUUUAUUUUCUUGUGAAGUUUUAGGGGAAAUAAUUUCAUUAAUCAGAAAUAGAUAAAUACAUAAUUUCCGAUUUGAAUUUCUAUUUCAUAUUCUUAAGUACCUACUGUUAAAAAUCACAUACUUCCUGAAGUGUAUGUUGCAAAUAAAUGUAUAAAUUUAUGUGAUAA